This is a messenger RNA of Mauremys reevesii (Reeves's turtle), 1548 nucleotides long. Its product is annotated as cytochrome P450 2G1-like. Gene Ontology annotation, biological process: xenobiotic metabolic process. Lineage: Eukaryota; Metazoa; Chordata; Testudines; Geoemydidae. The coding region runs from base 1 to 1353 and encodes 450 amino acids. The transcript is spliced from 9 exons. The record is from RefSeq and is a predicted model, not a curated record. Gene Ontology annotation, molecular function: heme binding; iron ion binding; oxidoreductase activity, acting on paired donors, with incorporation or reduction of molecular oxygen, reduced flavin or flavoprotein as one donor, and incorporation of one atom of oxygen. Gene Ontology annotation, cellular component: intracellular membrane-bounded organelle; cytoplasm.
AUGGGGGGCGGAUACGUAACCACUCUUCUGCUGCUGCUGUGCAUUUCAGGCCUGAUCUACCUCCUCGUGCGCAGACCGAGGUCCCAGAGAAGCCACCUUCCCCCCGGCCCCGCUCCCCUGCCUUUCCUGGGCAACGCGCUAGAGCUGAAAGCGGAGGGGAUGGUGAAUUCGCUCAGGGAGCUCAGGGACAAGUACGGCCCGGUCUUCACGGUUCAUCUGGGCCCCCGGCGGGUCGUGGUCCUGUGGGGGUACGAGGCCGUGAAGGAGGCCCUGGAGGAUCGAGCCGACGAGUUCAGCGGGAGAGGGAAGCUGGCGGCCUUCGAGGAGGCUGUCCAGGGGUUUGGGCUGCUCUUCUCCAACGGGGAGCGGUGGCGGCAGCUGCGCCGGUUCUCCCUCGCCGCGCUGCAGGACUUCGGCACGGGGCAGCGGAGCGUGGAGCAGCAGAUCCAGGACCAGGCCCAGCGCCUGGUGGAGGAGUUCAGGAAAACCAAGGGUUCGCCCUUCGACCCCACCUUCUUCCUGAGCCGCUCGGCCUCCAGCGUCAUCUGCUCCAUCGUCUUCGGCCAGCGCUUCGAUUCCGCGGACGAGAGCUUCCUCGACUUGCUGGCCAAGACCAACCAGCUCUUCGUGCGGUUCAGCUCCACCUGGGGACAGCUCUACGAGAUGUUUUCCUGGGUCAUGCGCUUCCUUCCAGGAGCCCACAAACAGAUCUUCCGAGACCUGGAGGACAUCAACAGCUUCAUCUUGGAGAGGAUCAAAGCGAACCAGGCGUCUCUGGACCGUGAUAACCCGCGGGAUUUCAUCGACUGCUUCCUCCUCCAGAUGGAAAAGGAAAUCCUGAACCCCGCCACGGAAUUCCACCUCAGAAACUUGGUCCUGACGGCGUUCAACCUCUUCUUCAUCGGCACCCAGACCGUCAGCUCCACCCUGCGCUACGGACUCCUGAUCCUGCUGACACACCCGGAGGUGGAAGAGAAGAUGACCCAGGAGAUCGACCGGGUGAUCGGGCGUAGCCACAUGCCGGCGGUGGAGGACCGGAGCCGGAUGCCCUACACCGACGCCGUCAUCCACGAGAUUCAGAGGUUCAGCGACGUUAUUCCCAUGAACCUCCCGCACGCCCUGACCUGGGACACCCACUUCAGGGGCUACACCAUUCCCAAGGGCACGGAGGUGUUCCCAGUGCUGAGCUCUGUGCUGCGGGACCCCAGCCGCUUCAGGGACCCCGAGAGAUUCGACCCCGGGCGCUUCCUCGACGAGCAGGGUCAAUUCAAGGCGAACGAGGCCUUCAUGCCAUUCUCCACAGGGUCUUUAAUAAGCUGGAUGCUGAAGCAGUUACAAGCAAACCCCGAAUGAACACGAACUAAGGAAGCGCAGGGCCAGCUUUCCUCCCCGGGGAACGCAGGAAGCGUCACCGUCCUUACGAGCCCAGCACGUUUUCAGGAGAACAUCCAGUAACGGCCGAGAGCCUCAUCGCGGGGACGUCCCGUUGAGUCCCGCCAGGAGCGUCUGCCUCAGCAGGCGUCAAGCGGAAACCGCGUUAAAAUCUCA